AUGAUCGGCCGGUCAGCUCUGACGAGGGGAGCCAAGCUUGCCCUCCGGCGGCAGGAUUGUGCAAAGCUCUCCCAGAAGCGUGCAUAUGCUGCUGCUGCAGGCGCCUCCACCGAGACUGCGUCGUUCGACUCGACCGACAUCAACGGCAUCAAGGUUGCCUCGAGGGACCCCCGAAGCCCGACCACUCGCCUCUCUAUCGUUGCCAAGGCUGGCACCCGUUACCAGCCCUUGCCUGGCCUGUCUGUAGGACUGGAGGAGUUUGCGUUCAAGGCAACGCAGAACACCGACAAGCGAUCCGCGCUGAGAAUCACGAGGGAGUCUGAGCUUCUGGGAGGUCAAUUGAGUGCAUACCACACCCGUGAGGCUCUUGUUGUGGAGGCUGCCUUCCUGCGCGACGACCUGCCCUACUUCACGGAGCUCCUCGGUGAGGUCAUUACCAAGACCAGAUACACCACCCAUGAGUUCCACGAAGAGGUCGAGCACGUCCUGCACCUGAAGCAGCAGAAGCUGUCCCACAACGCCCUGGCACAGGCUCUCGAUACUGCCCACGCGGUUGCCUUCCACAAGGGACUGGGCUCCUCCAUCUACCCUUCCACCUCGACGUCCCUCGGCCCCUACCUGAGCGAAAAUAGUGUCGCCGCUUUUGCCGCCUCCGUCUACACGAAGCCUAACAUCGCGAUUGUCGCCGAUGGCGCUACCCAGGACUCCCUGUCCAAGUGGAUCGAGCCCUUCUUCAGAGACGUCCCCUCUUCGUCUGAGAGCCCGCUGCAGCUGUUCACCCAGUCUUCCAAGUACUAUGGUGGCGAGCAGCGCACCUCGCUGUCUGGCUCCAACGCCGUAGUCCUCGCCUUCCCUGGCACCAACCUGUCCGCAGACAAGGCCGACGUUGCCGUUCUGACGGCUCUUCUCGGCGGAGACUCGAGCAUCAAGUGGUCUCCUGGCUUCAGCCUUCUCGCCAAGGCUGCCGCCGCCGCCCCCGGCUCUACCAUUGCUGCCAAGAACCUGGCCUACACUGAUGCGGGUCUCCUCACGAUCCAGAUCACCGGCACCCCCCUGGCGGUGCGCAAGGGUGCUGCGGAGGCUGUCAAGGCUAUCAAGAGCGUUGCUGAGUCUGGUGUGACUAAAGAGCUCCUGACCAAAGCUAUUGCCAAGGCCAAGUUCGACCUGCUGUCCGCCAACGAGUUGACUGGUACCGGUAUGACCGCAGCGGGCAACAGCCUGAUCCACGGUGGCAAGAUCUUCCAGGUUGCGGACGCUCUGAAGAGCUAUGAGUCAGUGACGGCUGAUCAGAUCAAGGCGGCUGCAAAGUCGUUGUUGGAUGGCAAGGCGACGGUGGCAUCAACAGGUGAUCUCUACGUUCUUCCGUACGCAGAGGAGCUCGGCCUCAAGGUGUAA
This is a messenger RNA of Cryphonectria parasitica EP155, 1395 nucleotides long. RefSeq names its product ubiquinol-cytochrome C reductase complex CORE protein 2 precursor. Lineage: Eukaryota; Fungi; Ascomycota; Sordariomycetes; Diaporthales; Cryphonectriaceae. Gene Ontology annotation, cellular component: mitochondrion. Gene Ontology annotation, molecular function: metal ion binding. The transcript is spliced from 4 exons. The record is from RefSeq and is a predicted model, not a curated record. Bases 1 to 1395 code for a protein of 464 amino acids.